Messenger RNA from Prorocentrum cordatum, 698 nucleotides. The record is from the annotation of a GenBank genome assembly. NCBI's taxonomy places the organism in Eukaryota, Dinophyceae, Prorocentrales, Prorocentraceae.
GGGGGCCGCUGGCGGGUCUCUGACUUCGGUGCACGAGGCUUUCGGCUACGAGAUCCCGGAGGGGGUCAUCGGCGACGGGCAGCAGAUGGUCAUCCGCGAGUCGACCGCCCUCGUCUGUAUCGACGAGACCUGGGUGUCCGCCGCCCUGGUCGAGGAGGCCAAUUUGGCGGAGUGGAUGCGCUUGAAAGCCACGGGUCCCGGCAAGGACCCAAGGCUGCUGGGCGACAAGCGGAUCGGGCGCUUGCCGCACAUGAGUUCCCAGACGGUUGCCAAGCCCUCGAAGCCGGUCCAGCUCGCUCUGAUAUCGGCGAACCACGACUUUGUGAGCCAUCACUUGGACGGGCGCACGAAGUCCGGCGUGAACGUCAACGGCGUCGUCUGCCGCAUCCAUCGGCGGGUGUGCGAGACGCUGGCGAUGAUCUUCUCCUGCGACGAGGUCGACCCGGCGAACGUCGCAGGCGUCGAUUACCUCAGUCGGUGGCUCUACGAGGUGGAGACCGCCGUUCGUCGCAGCCCGAAGGUGCCCAACCUCGCCAACUUGGAGUGCAUCUUCGCGGCGCCAUUGGGCGAGGACGGGCGCGCCCUGCUCCCCGAGUUCGGCAGCUUCGUGUCGAGCCUGCAGCGAGACGAGGCGCAACGCCUGAAGCAGAUGCGCCUCUGGCACGAGGAGACGGGCCAUUUGGCGCAGGGCGGCGGCG